Atta colombica is the source of this 2022-nucleotide messenger RNA. RefSeq names its product UDP-glucuronosyltransferase 2B15-like. The record is from RefSeq and is a predicted model, not a curated record. Lineage: Eukaryota; Metazoa; Arthropoda; Insecta; Hymenoptera; Formicidae. Gene Ontology annotation, molecular function: UDP-glycosyltransferase activity.
GUUAGCCGUAUUGCGAAUAAGAAUGCAAACAGGUCAACUCGUCACAAUGGGAGAGAACGCUGGCUGCAUAUACAUGCGGAUCCGCCAUGAUGGAUUCAUUGCUCAACUCACUUAUUUAACUGUAGAUAACAGAUCUGUCCGCGUGUAUAGACGCCUCUUCGUCGCAGUGACAAAAUCGGUCGUCUGUUCGCGCAUCCUCAUUUGCAAUAUAACUGACAAAAACAGGACGAGCUGGAUAUUUUAUUCAUCUUUAAAGAUUGAAUCAUAUUUAGGGAAUUCUUUUUUCAAUCGAAACACUGAAUAUUAAGAAACAUAAUGUACUAACUAAGCACAUGUAUUUUUAAAAAGAAUUGGAAACGAAAAAUCAGACUUGAAACGCACUUCUAACAAAUCUAGAGCAGUAAUAAAUUAAAUUGACAUGCAAUUUAAUAAUAAUGAUGCUCAAUGAAGACAAGAGGAAAUAAAUAUACUGAGGCAUUUAAUCUUGAGAUUUGAUUUAAAGAUAUAGAAGACUUUCAAGUUUACCACAACAAUGUCGAGUUGCUUCAUUUUGAUGCUCCUUGUGUAUUUGUAUUGUAUUUUAAUCGGCCUUGUGACAACAUCGAAAUCAUUCGAGUCAAUUUUAUUAAUAGAUCCUUCCAUCACUUAGCCAUCAUGUCUGGACGAUAAAUUUGAUGAAAGGAUUGCUUCGCAAAGGCCAUCAUGUACACGUAGCACACAGAGAUUAAGAUCAAAGAUAAACCGCAGAAUUUGAUGUACGAUGUAUUCGAUGGUUUGAUGAAAGUAAUGGAAGAAUCUGAAGCGGAUUACAAUCCGGUUGAAUGGGAACAGUAUAGCACAUUUUAUAUGAUGUAUUCUGUAUACCAAUGGGGAAUUCAUGCAUGUGACAUAAUUGUAAAAACAAAAGCAGCGAAAAAGCUUUUGGAAAUGAUCAAUACUAAUGUUAAAGAUAAACCCAUAGUAGGAUAUAUUCCGUAUAGUCCUGCACCUUGGCUCAAAGAUAUUACCGGAGGUCCAAAUUAUCCAACUAUUGGUCCUUAUGCAUAUUUACCUGUUGCGAAACCUAUAGGUUUAUGGCAGAGAACAUGGAAUACUGUAUGUUUUACUGUUGAUGAUUUCAUACGACAUUACUAUUUCUUGCCUAUUAUGCAACGGCUUGCUGAGAAAUACGUAGGCCACGCAAUUAGACCAUUACAUGAAGUAGAAAAAAACGGUAUUGAUAUUGUACUACUCAAUAGUCUCGAGCAUGGAAUUCCAUUGUCUCCGAAUAUUUUGGAGAUUGCAGGACUGAAUGUUCAGGCCAUAAAACCGAUUGAUGGCGAAAUAGUCGUAACAUAUCCCGAGGAUAUACGCGCAUUCCUUGAUGGAGCAAAAAAUGGAGUUAUCAUAGUAUCGUUAGGAACAAAUGUGAGAUGGAAAUUUAUCGGAUUAGACAAAAUUAAGAUUGUUUCAUUGGCUCUAUCGAAAUUAGAACAACGAAUAUUAUGGAAGCUAGAUAUUGAAGUACCAUUUGAAAUACCAGACAAUCUGAUGAUUGUAAAAUGGAUGCCGCAAAGCGAAGUUUUAUCUCAUAAGAAUGUCAGAGCAAUUUGGACUCAUAGUGGUCUUCUCAGUACACAGGAAGCCAUUUGGAAAGUACCAAUGAUUGUAAUGCCUUUCUAUAUAGACCAAAAUUUCAAUGCACAAAAAUUAGUAGCUAAGGGUGUUGGAAUAUACUUGGAUGUUAAAACAUUGUCCACGCAGACUGUAUUACAUGUAGUCGAAGAAAUACUUUACGAUGAAAGACAUACAAGAAACAUGAAACAAUUAUCUAGUGUCCGAGAUCGACCAAUACCACCGUUAGAUUUAGCUAUUUGGGGCAUUGAAUAUGCAGUCCGACAUCCAAAUAGAACUUUAGCAACUCCACUUAGAUAUCAAAGCUGGAUGGAACAAAAUCUAAUUGACGUUUAUGCAUUUUUAUUGUUUAAUUUUACUAUAAUAUUGUUAAGUAUAUUCUUAAUAAUAAAAGUAUUUAUUAAGUUU